AAUAACUUGUAGUCGUGUCUUCAUGUGUAUUAUUAUCAUUAGUAGUAGUGGUAUUAAAAACACAAUUAAAACCAUUAGUAGUGGUAGUAUUCUAUUAGUAUACCGUUGUAACCAAUCCAUGUUUGAAACGCCAUGACGCCAUUUUUCUCGUGGGCAACAAUUUUGGAGCUGGUUAGGUACUCUCUUGAUUUUAUGAUCGUCUGAGUUUUGCCUCACCAUCCAAGAUGGCGGCGCUUGUGGGACUGCGUGCAUGUUUCUCCGCCCUUCAGCUGUCUUCACCAUGCCUCCUGCACAGCUCCUUCAAAUUGUCUGCUGUGCCCCUGAGUCGGCGGACCUUUGCUGCAGAGGCUAAGAAGACAUACAGCAGGGACAAGCCCCAUGUGAACAUUGGAACAAUUGGUCAUGUUGAUCACGGAAAGACAACCCUGACUGCAGCCAUCACAAAAGUGCUCGCUGACGCUGGUGGUGCUAACUAUAAAAAGUACGAGGACAUUGACAAUGCCCCUGAAGAGAAGGCCAGAGGAAUCACCAUCAAUGCCUCUCAUGUAGAAUACACCACAGCCAACAGACAUUAUGCUCACACAGACUGCCCUGGUCAUGCUGACUAUGUCAAGAACAUGAUUACAGGCACAGCUCAGAUGGACGGCUGCAUCCUGGUGGUGGCAGCCACUGACGGCCAGAUGCCUCAGACACGAGAGCACCUCCUGUUGGCCAGACAGAUAGGGGUCGAGCAUGUUGUGGUUUUUAUCAACAAGGCCGAUGCCGUGGAGGACAGGGAGAUGGUGGAACUGGUGGAGAUCGAGAUCCGCGAGCUGCUCACAGAGUUUGGCUAUGAUGGCGAGAACACACCAGUUGUGAUAGGCUCAGCCCUGUGUGCCCUGGAGAACAGAGAGCCUGAACUCGGUGUAAAUGCAGUGAUGAGUCUGCUGGAGAUUGUGGAUUCUUACGUUCCUCUGCCCAAAAGAGAGCUGGAAAAAGCCUUUCUUCUGCCCAUUGAAGGAGUUUACUCAAUCCCAGGCAGAGGUACGGUGGUGACUGGCACUAUGGAGAGGGGUAUCAUCAAGAAAGGAGAUGACUGUGAGUUUGUGGGCCACAAUCGCAGCUUCAAGUCAGUGGUUACAGGUAUUGAGAUGUUCCACAAGUCUCUGGAUCGGGCAGAAGCAGGAGAUAACCUGGGCGCUCUGGUCCGAGGACUGAAGAGAGAAGAUAUAAGGAGAGGGAUGGUGAUGUGUAAACCAGGAUCCAUUCAGCCUUACCAGAAAAUCAAGGCCCAGGUGUAUGUUCUGAGUAAGGAAGAGGGAGGCAGACACAAACCUUUUGUCACCAACUUUAUGCCCGUCAUGUUCUCUCUAACUUGGGACAUGGCCUGCAGAGUCACUCUGCCCGAUGUUAAGGAAAUGGUGAUGCCAGGGGAGGACACCUCCUUGACGCUCACGCUUCGCCAGCCAAUGGUUUUGGAGAAAGGCCAGAGGUUCACUCUGAGAGACGGAAAUAGAACCAUCGGCACCGGCCUGGUCACAGACAUCCUGGCAGUUAAAGAUGAAGACCAGUGCAACUGGGGCUGAAAGGGAAACUCUGCAGAGAGGACUGGGCUGGGGGGGAGGGGGGUAUGCUCGGGGUGCGGGGAGGAAGGGUCUGUGGUUGUCUGUCUGGUCAAUUCAAAUAAUAAUAGAAACAUACAAAUACCAUAAACCCAUGCACAAACCUCAAACAGACAUCGACUCAAAUAAAUGCAUGGCUCUGUUGUUAGGGUUUACCCAACCAAAAUAUCUGAAAUGUUUAGCACUGGCUUUAUGUUUAAAGGCCAAACUGUCAAAAUUCCCUCAUUUAUGUAAUAAAAUCUAUUUAAUAAUG
Etheostoma cragini (Arkansas darter) is the source of this 1854-nucleotide messenger RNA. RefSeq names its product Tu translation elongation factor, mitochondrial (gene tufm). Gene Ontology annotation, cellular component: mitochondrion. NCBI's taxonomy places the organism in Eukaryota, Metazoa, Chordata, Actinopteri, Perciformes, Percidae. Gene Ontology annotation, biological process: mitochondrial translational elongation. Gene Ontology annotation, molecular function: GTP binding; GTPase activity; translation elongation factor activity. The record is from RefSeq and is a predicted model, not a curated record. Bases 225 to 1565 code for a protein of 446 amino acids. The transcript is spliced from 10 exons.